UACAACCAACACACAAACGUACACAUGCACCGUACGUCAAAGACGUGCAUAUUUACAUACAAACUAGCGGGGCCUUCUCGGUGACCUGCGCCAGCGCCCACCGGACAGAGUUCACCCAUCGACAGUGUAUAAUAUAAAGUGUACUGCUGUUGAAGUGAAUAAUUCUAACCAAAAUGGCAGCCCCACUCGCUGUGUUCGAAGAAAACGGCGACGCGGGAAGCGACGAAUGGCCUGAAUUCAUAGAUUUUCGUAGUUCAGCAGACGUCAUAAAUUCCAAUGGAGAAGCUUUACCAGUUUUGUCACAGAGAGAGGAAAUUAGCCCGGAUAACUUCAACGAAAUGCGUUCAUCAUCCAUCGAAGACUUGGUCAACAAUUUCGAUGACAAGCUGGCCGUAUGCUUCCGUAAUUACAACAUGAAUACGGAGCCACUAGCACCCGUUAAAAUACUCUCGCAAGAGGAGAUGAUGAAAAAUUGCAAAUUAUGGAAGCAAGUAACGGAUCAGCUAGGACAGGUCAUGCCACUAGACUGGCAGAACUCACACACAAGACGGAAGCACAUGCCUACUCUCAGACUUGUAGAAAAGAGGCCUCGUACUGAUGACCUUGACCUUGAACUCUCUGAAGAUGAAGAGCUUCUUCAGAGUUUGGACCUGCAUUCCAUGAUCCUCUCCUCUCGAUCUCAUCACGACGUCGAUGACAUGGACACGCCCGUGGUCACUGCAGAUGAAGUAAUUGAAGAACUUGAUGAAAUGUUCCAGUCGACAGAUACAACGCCAGAUGAGGUCAUAGAAGAGGACAGACUGUCCAACAUAUCAAGGGAGCUUCAAGCUUUGAGGAAUAGGUCUAUGACAACCAGUAGCUAUGAAGAGAGUAAAGUUGCCCAGGAACUGAAGAACAUGACAUUGGUACAGCUCAAUGAAGUCCUGGAGGAAUUGGACCAGACUGUCAAAGAGUACUCAGAGGUCUUGGUCCAGCAACUAGCCCUGAGAGAGGACCUGGACUACGAGAAGGAGACCAAGAACUCGUUCAUCUCGGCUCUACUCAGCGUUCAGAAUAAGGUCAAGGGACGAAGCGGAACAGGAAACAACGGGGCAACCAAGCAGAAAGUAAAGCAGGACCCUCUCUCUCUACUCAGCAAUAAACUGAAACUCAAGAAUGGCAUUGAACCAGGCAUGUAUCUGACAACGAGAAUACCAUAUCACAAAGAUGCCCCACCAGACUUGGAAACUUUGAGAAUAAUCACAAAAAUUUUGAAAGCAAUUGAUGUGGACAGCAAAGAAGUGCCUGACUUGCUGACAAACUACAUCUUGAAAGUUCUGUUUCCAGCUGGAGCGGACCCAAGCCAGGCAUCGUCACUCUUCGUUGCUCAAAGAUAAAGACAAAAUGGAGGCAGGCAACGACAACGACACAACCGUGAGACUAAUAUUUGCUGCAACCCUUGAGGGAGAGUACAUCAUUGACAUCUACAUUCUACAAAGCUCCGACAGAUAAGAGAUAAGAGAGAAAGGGAGGAAGGAAGUUGAAGCGUUUGACAUUUGUUGUAUAUAAUAACUUCCACCCAUCAAGGGCCAAAAGUUCUUACGUAGGUGCAUUUUUUUCUAAUGUUUAAAGAGUGAUGCUACUUAAUGCAUAUGUCUUAUGAAUGCAGGAAAUAUAUUUGAUUAAUGUCCAUGUUUUUGUUGGAUAUGUUUAAAUCACUAGAAUGCUUAGUCCUAGUUCAGUGGAGUAAUGACACAGAGACAGACGUAGAUCUCUCUGGGGAAUGACUGAAUAUAGUCUCAAGAGAUAGUUAGCGGGAUAGUCGAAUACAAUCCUUAUGUUUGCUGAAAUAUUUAUAUCUCAUGAAACAGUGGGUUUCAACACUAAAUGUUACUAUUUCAUAUAUUGUCAUGUAACAAUAACAAGUUUAAAACAACUCAAAUGGAAAGAAAACCUUGAUCAACUCACAGGAACUAAAAGUGGUUCAACACUAGUAAUGAGAUAUUAUUCAAAUUCAUUUAUUUCACAUCUCUCAAAAAAACCGCAAUGCAUGCAGAAUCAAACAACUUAGGAACAACAUUGUAAAUAAAGAAUUAACAAAUGAUUGCUCUCUUAUCCAAAAAAAACACCAAAAAAAUUGGAGUGAUCUUUUUAGAGAAGAGGGGGAGGGGGUCAUAGACAUUCUCUUAUUACAGUAGUAUGACUGAUUCGUCAGUUACAUUAUUGUAAGAGUGAGCAUUCCAGUGAAUUAUGUCAUAUUUUUCGCUGUGGUUGGUCUACAAAAUCAACUUUUUUUAGAAUGUACUAUAUAAGUUAAAUUGAUAUGCAUUCAUUCCACUUUCAAACUAUUGAAGACUUCCCCUCCCGCCCUGUUUGUAUAGUUUAUGCAGACCCUUGUACAUAGAAAUGCACACAGGUAUUAGCUAGUAGACAGAGGCUAGAGAAAGAUUAGAUGUUUGGAAGUACGAUAGUUUGUGUUAUGACUGGAAAAUAGGUGUAUGGUGUUUUGAGAAAAGAAUCGAAGAAAUUGUGGGGGAAAUAUCAAGUCACAAAAAACAACUUUUGUAGCCUACCGGUAUUUUACAUCCUGCUGGCUAUUAUAUUAUCUCCAUCUUCAUCAUCAGAAAAUGAAUUUAUAACACAUGAACUUUUGAACUUUAAUGGAAUCGUAUUUUAAGAAACAUACAUUUGUGGAGUAUAACUGUUAUCUGGUUAUCUCUCAUAGUUUUUAAAGAACAAAUUUCUCAUACUUCUGGUAAAACAUGUCAUGUUGAAUAAGCAAAGGAUAUUGAAUAUGUGAUGUGGUGAAUAGUGGUGAUGUCGAUGAUUACUUCAUAUACAAGCAUAUAUAGAUUAAAAAUGGAUUACAAAUUCAAGUUAGAUUCUCAAAUGCAGAAUGUAGAUUAUGAGGUGUACCUGUAAGUAUAGGAUGUGGUUGCUAGUAUAGAAAAAUCCUUUUCAUUAUCAAACAAAUUGAAUAUGUAGCUGUAUAUAAAUCUUUAAAAAUUAUCUAUAUCUGUAGAGUUUUUUCAAGUCUGAAGAAUUCUUCAAAAAGUAUUUAUUGUUAGAUAUUAAGAGCAAUGCUUUUUUCUGCCGACUAUGUGUACCAAAAAUAUUAUUCUGCAUUGUAUGCCGUUCGAGUGUGAAGGAAAACCAAAGCCUAAUUGUAACUGAUCAUGCUUAUUGGGUAAAACACAUAAAUAGGGAGGUUUACAGAAAAAGAAGGAACAAAAAUCUGGAGAGAAAGAAGGAUAAGUGCAAAAAAAAUCUGAAGAAUACCACAAGAAACCAGGCAAAAUUUAUUGUAUGAAUCAGAGGGUUCAGCAUAUUCUAUCUCUAUGACAAAAUUUUUCGAGCUGUUCAUUAUUUUAACAAGUACAGAAAAACAACCCACGAAACCCAUAACACAGUGUUUUAAUCACCUUUGCUAAUUAUGGAUAAAUUAUUUAUCUUUAAGGGUAUAAAAGUGUAACGAAAUACUCUUUAUUCUGGUAAAUCUCAGCUUAGAGCAUCAUAAUAAGAUGCAAAAGAUCGAAACCAGUCAGAUUUUUUAGUCAGAAAAGCUAUUUUUUAUAAGUUGUAGAAUGUUCGCAUAUAUGAGUUGUCGAUUAGCUUUACUUUAAGUGUAUUAUUGUUGUUUCAAUUGCUAUGCAUUAGGCCAUCUCUUAUGCUGAUGUGUUUAGUUCCACCUUUUUACUAUGUAUUUUGUACAAUUGUGUGUGCUUAAUGUUGUUAAUAUUAUUUUUCUACGAAUAUCCACUCUCUUCAAUGGAUGACUUUCCAUGAACUCACCUAUGUGUUUUAUUUGCAAUUCCUUUGGUGCCAAUAUUGAUUUUUUGUUUUUAAACAAUUAUUUUGAUUUGUGUCAGGGUAUGUUUACUUCAAGUAGCAUUGUUUCUGAUUGAAUCAAAGUUAUCUUUAACUCAUGUUAAUCUGAGAAACAUAAUCAAACCUCAGCAGAGUGUGAUAAGGAAAUACAUAUUGAAGGCUGCUUUCUUUUUUUACAAGUUUGUUAUGUCAUCUCCAAAUUAUGAUGCUUCAAUAAAAUGUGAUUUGUUUUCUUUAGAUCAAUUUAUUUACAUGCUGCCUGCAAAUGCUUAUGCUAAUCUUUCAAAUCCAAAAUGAUAUCCAGGGAUUUGUUUUAUCCCCUAGGGUGUGUUUUUCAAUGUAAGCAUGCCCUUUUUAGAUAGGCAUUAUAAAAGGACAGAAUGAAUAGCAUGAUGUUAGACUUAGAAGAUGAAAAAUAGCUACGGUUUUCCUACUCAAAAUCAUGUGCAAUUUUGUAUGUAAAUAAGAUUUCUAAAAAUUGAUUGAUUUCUAUGUUUUUCUUUUUUGCCAAUUAUUGUACAAAUAUAAAUUCAAUCAGUGUUGUGAUAUUUCAACUCUAUAUGAUAUGUAAAUGGCCAUGUGUUUUGCAAUGAUAUUUUGCCCCUCUUGUAUUUUUCACUAAAUGAACGUAUUUAUGAAAUAGACAAAUAUGGGCAGUAAAAGAGCGUCAUGUACUUGGUUGCAGGUACAGGGUCGGAUAAAUAAAAGGAUUCUUGGUAUAAAUUCUGCAAGUAAACAUUAGUAAAUUUAUUUCACCUACAUUACCCCUACAUGAAAUGUACAUGUAUGUCUGUACUGCUUGUGUAGUAUCACAGUGGUUUGAUGGUCAGCCACUUUGAAUUUCAAUUCAAUGUGUGCCCACCAUAUUGGUGUUUGCAGUGCUGUCCCUAUAGCCCCAGUCGUACCUGUAAUGAUAAUAGUAAACAAUAUGCCUAUAUAUAAUGUAAUGAUAACAAUAAUAGUGGUCCCUUCUGAAUUAUUUCAGCAACUAUAAAAUCCUUGGGGUGCUGUAAAUCAAAUAUGAUUGACACCAGGUUCACCAGCAUAAAACCAUAUUAAUACAUGGGACCUGCAACAAUUUUCCACAUAAAAAGCUAGUAAGUAAUAUGGGAAUGAGUAGUAUUCUUGUUAUUGUUAUUGUUAUUAUCCAGGGCCUUGUCUUAAAUAAAUAGUUGCUUUUGAUUCAAAUUGUUUGCAACAUGAUACUAGUAGCAUCUCUGUUCUAUAAGGAUAGGAGUUUGUAAAUUUGUGAUUGAUAUGGGGAUAUAUAAUAUAUCCAUAUCAAUCUAAACUCCAGGGGCCUGUUUCAUAAAACUUAUUAUCAAUAACAAGUUACAAGCUACUGUUAUAAGCUACUGAAAUCAUGGCAUCUGAUUGGCUGAGAGCAAAUUUGUCAUAGAAAUUUAGCAGUUGUUAUAGAUAACAAGUUUUAUGAAACGGGCCCCAGGACCCACGUCUGAGUAGCCGUAAUAACACUUAAUCUUUAAGAGUUGCCCUGGUAAUGACCAUUUACUGGAUACAUGGUGAUUUAUAAUAUUGGAUGAUGUUUUAGGUGGUAAUGUACUCUAACUUUAUGCCAAUACUUUCAAUUUCCAAAAUGUUAAAUUUUUGUUGCAAGUACUUACUCAUACUACAUUUGGAUUAUGUAGCAGCAGAUUAUAUCUGUACUUAAUAAUUAAGAUAGGGAUUCUGGAUGCGUUUUUCCCCUUCUCCAUGUUAAACAAUGAUUGAAUGGUAGGUGUCAUUAAUAAAUAACAUUGUCUCAGCAAAUAAAACUAAUUACUCAUAAACCUUGCAGGAUUUUAGAUCAAAGAUAAAAAUGUUGCUUGAUUUUAAUUCAAGCUAUAAAUAUUGUCACUAUGUGUGUCAUCUUAAAAUUUGAUUUCCAAGAAUUGGGACACCUAUUCCUUUCAAGGCAAGUGAAGGUGGUCAUGAGUGAUCCUAAGGUUAGUAGAAUCAUAAUAUCCCUCCCCACCCAUCUAAUUUGAUAUUUUACUGGUCAAG
Molecule: messenger RNA, 5811 nt
Organism: Strongylocentrotus purpuratus (purple sea urchin)
Lineage: Eukaryota; Metazoa; Echinodermata; Echinoidea; Camarodonta; Strongylocentrotidae
Gene: fez2
Product: fasciculation and elongation protein zeta-2
Exons: 8
Coding region: 174-1376 (400 amino acids)
Cellular component (GO): cytoplasm; axon
Source: RefSeq, a predicted model, not a curated record